Molecule: messenger RNA, 5040 nt
Organism: Oncorhynchus masou masou (cherry salmon)
Lineage: Eukaryota; Metazoa; Chordata; Actinopteri; Salmoniformes; Salmonidae
Product: NF-kappa-B essential modulator-like
Exons: 15
Coding region: 250-2043 (597 amino acids)
Biological process (GO): positive regulation of canonical NF-kappaB signal transduction
Cellular component (GO): nucleus; IkappaB kinase complex; cytoplasm
Molecular function (GO): K63-linked polyubiquitin modification-dependent protein binding
Source: RefSeq, a predicted model, not a curated record
GAAAUCUCCCCCAAUGCGGAAAUAGAAAGGGGGAUUCCUGGUGCAGGUUAGCUUGGCGCUGUCGCUUUGACAGACAACCACAUCAGAAGAAUGUCAGAACUACCGAUGGGAAAUUAAUUUCAUCAGAUUUUAAUAGAAAUACAACCUGGAAGUGGAGUCAGUUGCGGAAAAUACGCUUGGUCUGCCACAGUCAACCCAGAGCUAAAUUAGCUAAAACCAACUAGCAAUACGUAUACACAUAAAAGCAGCAUGGUACAGCCCCAGACAGACACCUGGGACAUGGCUGGGGACGAGGGAGGCGGGGCUCUCCGGGUUCCACCUGAGCUGGCAGCCAAUGAGGUGGUGACCAGACUACUGGGAGACAACCAGCAGCUCCGAGAGGCGCUGCAGCGCAGCAACCAGGCCCUGCGUCAGCGCUGUGAGGAGAUGGAGGAAUGGCAACGGAGGUCUAGAGAAGAGAGAGAGUUCCUCAGCUGUCGUUUCCAGGAGGCCCGGGCGCUAGUGGAGAGACUGGCCAGAGAGAACCAUAGCCUCACCAGCCUGGCCAGCCCCUCCAACCCCGGAGCCAACCAAGGCCUGCUGGUCAACGGCCCCAGUUUCAGCCAGGACUCCUGCCCCAACUCCACCAACUGCAGCUCCAAUGGGGGUCCUGGGAGGGGAGGGGAGCAGGAAAAGAGCUCAGAGACCAACGGAACCAUGGCAACCUCACUGGUGACAGAGAGAGUGAUGGAGAAGAGAGCAGAGGAGAAUGAACAGAUGAUGCUCCACAGCUUGCCCUCAGAAAGAGGGAACGGGUUUCUCCAGCUGCUGAAGAGCCACAAAGAGAAGUUGGAAGAAGGGAUGAGAGAUCUGAGGUUGAGGAAUGAAGAGCUGGAGAAAGAGAGGGAUGAGGGAAAGCGGGAGAGAGACUGCCUUCGUCGCUCAGUUGAGGAACUCGAAACCAAGCUGGUUAAGGCACAGAGCUGUGGUGUUACCGAGGAAACGGUUCAGCAUUCCGAAGCCCCUCCCCCAUCUGACAGCUCCCACCUGGCCAAACUCACAGAGCAGCUACAGGCCACACAGUGCAGGUACAGAGAGCUGCAGGAGCAGUUAGAUUCCCUCCAGAAGAGUUCAGCUCAGAGAGACAGAACUGAAGUGCUGCUUAAACAGAAGGACAAAGACUGUGCCCAGCUGGCUAAGGAUGGCGAGGCGCUGAAGGCCCAGGUGACCUCUCUUCUGGGUGAGCUGAGAGAGAGACAGAGCUGUCUGGACCAGAGUCAGCAGGACCGCAACAUACUGGACGACAAGCUGAGCAGUACUCGGGAGGCGUUGGCAGCAUCAGAGAGAGAGAUGGAACAACAAAGGAAGCAGCACUCUGUGACAGUAGACAAACUGCUGCUGCAGACACACAACCUAGAGACCGCCCUGAAGACUGACCGCCUGGUUAUUACUGAGGAGAGGAGGAAGCUCGCCCAGCUGCAGCACGCCUACACCUGUCUGUUUAAGGACUACGACUCCAAACUAAAGACUGAGGGAGGAGACAUGGUUGUUCGUCUGGAGGAGGCAGAGCGAGCUUUGGCUCUGAAACAGGAUCUGAUUGACAAGCUGAAGGAAGAGGUGGAGCAACAGAGAGGAUCUCUAGAGACCGUUCCUGUUCUGACUGCCCAGGCUGAGAUCUACAAGGCAGACUUCCUAGCGGAGCGGGAGGCCAGAGAGAAGUUGAACCAGAGGAAGGAGGAGCUUCAGGACCAGCUGAACAAAGCACUGGCUGAGCUGGAGCGUCUGAGACAGGAGGGGACCUCACGGGCUCGUAUGGAGGAGAUGCAGCAGAGACACCUGGAGGACUUCAUACCACGACCCAACAUCCCCCCACAACAAGGUGUUGCCUUUAACACGGCUCCUCCCCCUUCCUCCUUCCGCAGCGUGGGAUUGGCUGCAGGAGUGGCAGGGGGUGUCUCUGGAGGCGGGGCUGAAGAGCUUCCUGACUACCGCUGUCCAAAGUGCCAGUACCAGGCCCCCGACAUGGACACACUGCAGAUACAUGUCAUGGACUGUAUCCAGUAACACACACACACACACACACACGUAAUCACUCACACUAGUGAUGAGCGGGUCAGCUGUUUGUUCACCCACACCCGCCUGCAGUUGCUAAUCACCCAUCACCAACCGCCCGACUACAGGUGAUAAAGAGAAGGUCUGAGGCCGUUACCCUAUAACCCGCUAAUAUAGAAAAUGGGCUGAAGGUACAGUCAAAGAUUUGUUAUGCAUUCUUCUUUGACAGGCCUUUUUAUUUAGGACUAUGUUUCUGCUUCUUACCAAAGUGUGUAGGCUAUUUGUUCGUCAACUGAUGUUGAAUUAGAUACAUGCAGCUACUCUUCUGUCAUUAUGUUAACCUCGAAGACAACCCCUUACUCACCAGAAUAAAUCAGUAGAAUGAAUGCUUCAAUCUAUUUGAUAUCGGUCAAGUUUGUGUUCACAGGAACUGCGUUUAGGGACCGGGGAGAAAAUGCAAUAAUUCCCCCCCCAAAAAAAAUACAUGAAAGAUUUUCUGUGCAAAAUUUCCAAAUUAAAUCAGUUUGACCAGUUUUAAGGACAUUUAAAGCUGUUAAAACAACCAAACAUGUUUCUGAUCAGAUUUCAGUUCGGCUUGGAUGCGUAUUUUAAGUGGUUGAAAUAAUGUCAGCUUUUAUGAUGCUGAUAAAGACAGCACCUCUACAGACGGUCCCUAGCCGUACAUUCUCUCAAAAUACUGAAAGGUAAGAUAGAUUUCUGCACUCCGAGUCGAAAUGUACAUUUGGUGUAUAAUUUUACAGCAAGAAAUCCUUAAUUCUCCAGGAGUUCAUAUUAAGGCUAUGUGAAAGGUUAUAGACCUGUAGUUAGUCCACAUUUCAGUUCAACCCAUCUGAACAGCAAGCUACAGUUCCCUUGACGUGCCAUAGGCCUAUUUGAAGUCCCCAUCUUGUGACUGUCUAAUUUGUACAGCGCCUCACAUUCAUCACACGUAACAUUCACUGCUGUCACCCUCUUUACCCACGUCACUAAAUCUUCCCCAAACAUUACUGUUCUGGUCCUCCCUUCUCUUUAUUUUCAACUCUCCAUUCCACAGCUUUUCUCUUAUUGAAUUAAACUCUGACAUUGUCCUUUUUUGCUCAGUGGAUCGACAUUUAACUUUUUCUGCCCAAGUUCCCAAAAACUACAGUUAGGUCCUAAAGCUGAGACGGACACCAGAUACUGUUAGGUCCUAAAGCUGAAAUUGAAAAUGGGGAAAUUACAUUCUCUAAUUAUUUCAUAUUUUUUUAAACAUUUUGUCAGGAAAUGCAGCUUUGUCUAAAGCUCUGCUGUUGUGCAGUGGUUGCACAGCCUUUCCUCUACAGGGAGCCAGGUUUUCCUGGGUCUGCCCUUCUCAAUGGCAAGGCUGUGCUCACUGAGCCUGUACUUUGUCAAGGUUUUUCUAAGGUUUUGAUCAGUAACCAUGGUCAAAUAGUUAGCCACGGUGUACUGUUGAUUUAGGGCCAGAUAGCACUGCUUUGUGCUUGUGUUUCCCAGUAAGCAAUGUAGUGUUGUUUGACUGUUGUAAUUUGGUUUAUUCUGAUUGAUUGGAUGUUCUGGUCCUUGGGCUUCAGUGUGUUAGUAGAACAGGUUUGUGGCCCCAGGACCAGCUGGAUGAGGGGACUGAGGCUUCAGUGUGUUAGUAGAACAGGUUAGUGAACUCAGGACCAGCUGGAUGAGGGGACUGAGGCUUCAGUGUGUUAGUUGAACAGGUUUGUGGCCCCAGGACCAGCUGGAUGAGGGGACUGAGGCUUCAGUGUGUUAGUUGAACAGGUUUGUGGCCCCAGGACCAGCUGGAUGAGGGGACUGAGGCUUCAGUGUGUUAGUAGAACAGGUUUGUGGCCCAAGGGCCAGCUGGAUGAGGGGACUGAGGCUUCAGUGUGUUAGUAGAACAGGUUUGUGGCCCCAGGGCCAGCUGGAUGAGGGGACUGAGGCUUCAGUGUGUUAGUAGAACAGGUUAGUGAACUCAGCCCCAGGACCAGCUGGAUGAGGGGACUGAGGCUUCAGUGUGUUAGUAGAACAGGUUUGUGGCCCCAGGACCAGCUGGAUGAGGGGACUGAGGCUUCAGUGUGUUAGUAGAACAGGUUUGUGGCCCCAGGGCCAGCUGGAUGAGGGGACUGAGGCUUCAGUGUGUUAGUAGAACAGGUUUGUGGCCCCAGGGCCAGCUGGAUGAGGGGUCACUAUAUUUUAAAUGUUUCCAAAACUUAAUUGCUCUUUUUUGAGUUUUUAUUAUUAGUGAAUAUUGGCCUAAUUCUGCCCUGCAAGCAUUGUUUGAAGUUUUCCUCUGGACAUGUAGGAGAAUCUUACAAAACUCUGCAUGCAGGGUUUCAAUGGGGUGUUUGUCCCAUUUGGUGAAAUCUUGUUUUGCAAGUGGACCCCACACCUCGCUGGCAUAAAGUGCAAUUGGUUCAAUGACACAUUCAAUUAGUUUUAGCCACAUUUUAAUAGGUAUUUCAAUUUGAAUUUGUUUUCUUAAUGGUGUAGAUGCCCUGCAUGUUUCUCUCUCAAUUCAUUCACUGCCUCAUUAAGGUGUCCAGUUGAGCUUAUUUUAAACCUCAGUAAUUGUAGUGUGUGCAGUACUCUCUAUAUUUUGUACUAAUUGAGAACUUUGGUCUAAUUCCCUGAGAUCUGGAUCUUCUAUGGAAAGUAAUGAUUAUUUUCUGCAUUUUUGGGUUUUGCUCUCCCUCUUUCUCGCCCUCUUUCCCCAAAUCUCUCCCUCUCUCCAUCGCUCCAUCUCUCCCUCUUUCUCGCCCUCUCUUUCCCCAUCUCGCCCUCUCUCCCCCCAUCUUGCCCUCUCUCCAUCCCUCCAUCUCCUUUCAGAUGGUAUACUGGAACAGCAUGUGGGAAUGAGUCUACCUGACCUCUAACCCCAGUGGUGUCUAUUAGAAUAUAAGCACAUGAUAAUCCACCAUUCCCAUUUGUGUGAAUAUUUUCUGUAGUUUUAUGAGUCGUUCAGGCCAGAUAGUGUUUUAUAUUGUUGUAUUGGAGAGGUAAUAAAUAUUACAAAGUGAA